AUGUGUGUAUAUAUUUUUUUCAGCGAAGCCAUUUUGUCUCUUACACGUGAUGCGGAUGUCGCUACGUUGAUUCAGGUUCUCAGGGUGCUUUCUACAGCCGUUGAGUCUAACCGCUGGAACGAGUUUUGGGACGAAGCAUUUUUUGGGCGCGACUGUUUCGCCGAUGUCGUUUUCAUGGUCCUCAAUUCGACCAACGCUGAUCUCAUCCUUUCUGCGGCUCAAUUCAUCGAUAUGCUGAUGGAUCACAGCAUGCGGUUGAAGAUCGCCCUCGCGGAACGUCGACUGCCGCUCGACCCUCUGUUCGAUGCCGUCAGAACGACCGCAGACGACGGUAACACACUGACGUGCACUGUUUUGAUCCGUGCCGUCUAUUCUCUGACUACCUUCGAAGAAGGGGUUCAGACAUUAUUACAGGCAGCGGACAACGUCAUUUCUGCUUUGGACCAUGCUCUGUCUACAAUCUAUAAAGCCGACUGCCGGGUCGAUGCAGAAACGCUGAAGGUCUUCCUCCUGAUUCUGAGAAUAGUGAAAAUUCUUGCUUGUAAUGCGAGCACUUUGAAUACUGGUGGUGAAAUUUGUCGAAAAAUCAGUGAGCAUAUUUCACGAUCAAAGGAAACCAAAAAUCACGAACUUUUCCACAGGAUUCACGCGGAGCUUAAUGAGCUGAUGGAACUCGUUACGUGA
This is a messenger RNA of Soboliphyme baturini, 684 nucleotides long. The record is from the annotation of a GenBank genome assembly. Lineage: Eukaryota; Metazoa; Nematoda; Enoplea; Dioctophymatida; Soboliphymatidae.